Abrus precatorius (Indian licorice) is the source of this 1296-nucleotide messenger RNA. RefSeq names its product UDP-galactose/UDP-glucose transporter 2-like. Gene Ontology annotation, biological process: transmembrane transport. Gene Ontology annotation, cellular component: endoplasmic reticulum membrane; Golgi membrane. The record is from RefSeq and is a predicted model, not a curated record. Gene Ontology annotation, molecular function: transmembrane transporter activity. The transcript is spliced from 7 exons. Bases 168 to 1235 code for a protein of 355 amino acids. Lineage: Eukaryota; Viridiplantae; Streptophyta; Magnoliopsida; Fabales; Fabaceae.
CUUUUGUCUGGAAUGUUUGUUCAGUGGGAAGACAAACAAAGUUAAACAUGCUAAUUUGUCACACUGAUAUUCUUCCCAGUUCAUUUCAACAGUUUCACUUUUAUUGAAUCUACGUUUUGGAAAGUGCAGUGACUUGUGAGCUCUUGAGCAUAGCAGGAGACUUGAUCAUGUCAAACGCUGAACAAUCUCGUACUUUAUUUGGAAUUUCUCUCUCACACAGACCCACAUGGCAACAAUUCAUCAUUUGCUCCUCUGGCUUCUUCUUUGGGUAUCUUGUUAAUGGCAUCUGCGAGGAGUAUGUGUAUAACAGGCUUCAUUUUAGCUACGGUUGGUACUUCACAUUUGUUCAAGGAUUUGUAUACUUGUUUCUAAUUUACCUCCAAGGCUUCACAAGCAAGCAAAUGGUGAACCCGUGGAAAACUUAUGUGAAGCUUUCUGCUGUUCUUAUGGGUUCCCAUGGCCUAACAAAGGGAUCUUUGGCUUUUCUUAAUUACCCUGCACAACUCAUGUUCAAAUCUACAAAGAUUCUUCCAGUGAUGAUAAUGGGUGCCUUCAUACCAGGCCUAAGAAGAAAAUAUCCAUUUCAUGAAUAUGUAUCUGCUGUACUUCUUGUGAUUGGCUUGAUCCUAUUCACACUAGCAGAUGCACAAACAUCACCCAAUUUCAGUGUCAUUGGUGUUCUUAUGAUAUCUGGGGCUUUGGUCAUGGACUCCUUUUUGGGAAAUCUUCAAGAAGCAAUCUUUACAAUGAACCCUCAAACCACACAGAUGGAGAUGCUCUUCUGCUCUACCGUGGUGGGUUUGCCUUUCUUAAUCCCUCCCAUGCUUUUUACAGGAGAGUUAUUCAAAGCAUGGACUUCAUGUUCACAGCAUCUCUACGUGUAUGGAGUGUUAGUUUUUGAAGCAAUGGCCACAUUUAUUGGCCAAGUCUCUGUGCUGUCACUCAUUGCCAUUUUUGGAGCUGCCACUACAGCCAUGAUAACGACAGCAAGAAAGGCAGUGACAUUGCUACUAUCAUACAUCAUAUUUACAAAACCAUUGACAGAACAACAUGGGACUGGACUUCUACUCAUCGCUAUGGGAAUCACAUUGAAGAUAUUUCUUGACGACAAAUCCAAUAAAAAGGCUUUAACCUCUACUCCCAUUGCCAAUAUUCCAAAACCUUCUGAUGAUAAAGAACUGCGAGCACAAACAGAUUAUAUAAGAGAAGAUGAAGAAAGGAGAUCAUUGGUCUAGUAUGGGCUGAAAUUUCAUAUACAAAUUAAUUUCUAAAUUUAGAUAAUAAAAUGUGUCACGG